AAAAAGAACCAGAAAAACGCAGAGCCUAGGCCCCGCCUCUCCCCUCUCUCCUCCCCCAUACCACACCAUACCAUACCAUACCAUACCAUACAUACAGCGCGCCCCCAUAUUAUUUCCAUUCUUAUUAUUAUUCCAAUGCACUCCAACAGCCAAGAAGACAAGAACCGCCCCAAUGACGCAACGCAAUAGCUCCUCUCGCCGUCUUGGCCAGCCCCCGUUCUUUAUUUUAUUAAAUGUUCUUUAUUAUUCAACAUUCAACACAUUGACAAUUUCCAUUUCCAUUUUCAUUUUCAUUUACCCUCGAACCCCCGACCAAAACCGAACAAACUUUGUGCUACUUGCUAGUUAACUUACUUGCUUGCUUGCUUGGAAGCUGGAGGUUUCCAUCGAGUUCGGGGGAAGAAGUCGGAAUUAUGCUUUUUUGUUGCCAACACUACGGAGUAACUCCGUAGUAACUAGUUAACUAUGCGUAGUAGCUAGGUAGUAGUAAACUAACCUAACGGGCCGUAGUUUAAAUCUUUAUUUUAUUCAUUAUUAUUAACUAUUAUAGUUAGUUAACCUAUUAGCCACGCGUUCACACCGACUUUCCAUCAUCAUCAUUAUUUAAUAUUUAAACGUUGU
This is a messenger RNA of Blastomyces dermatitidis ER-3, 621 nucleotides long. RefSeq lists its product as uncharacterized. The record is from RefSeq and is a predicted model, not a curated record. The transcript has a single exon. The coding region runs from base 173 to 349 and encodes 58 amino acids. Lineage: Eukaryota; Fungi; Ascomycota; Eurotiomycetes; Onygenales; Ajellomycetaceae.